Carassius carassius (crucian carp) is the source of this 2481-nucleotide messenger RNA. RefSeq names its product C-terminal-binding protein 1-like. The coding region runs from base 143 to 1489 and encodes 448 amino acids. The transcript is spliced from 9 exons. NCBI's taxonomy places the organism in Eukaryota, Metazoa, Chordata, Actinopteri, Cypriniformes, Cyprinidae. The record is from RefSeq and is a predicted model, not a curated record. Gene Ontology annotation, molecular function: transcription corepressor activity; oxidoreductase activity, acting on the CH-OH group of donors, NAD or NADP as acceptor; NAD binding.
AAUGCAUGUUGUUGGAAUUUUGUCCUAAUCAGAAAAAGAAAGAAGUUAACAGUGGCUGUUACAAGAUAACCGGAUCCUGCUGGGAUGGAUUAGAUGUCACUAACACAUCAUUUACGGUUGUAAAAGCUCACCUCUAUUACAAAUGGAGAAAACAGCUGGUUCUGUGUCGGAACGGAUGCGUGAAAGCCAGGGAUCUCUUCACAGAGGCAUCAGGCCUCCCAUAAUGAAUGGCCCCAUGCACCCUCGUCCUCUGGUGGCGCUGCUGGAUGGGCGGGACUGUACGGUGGAGAUGCCCAUCCUGAAGGAUGUGGCCACCGUGGCCUUCUGUGAUGCCCAGUCCACCCAGGAGAUCCACGAGAAGGUUUUAAAUGAAGCAGUGGGUGCUCUCAUGUACCACACCAUCACCCUGAUGAGGGAGGACCUGGAAAAGUUCAAAGCACUUCGUAUAAUAGUCUGCAUUGGGAGCGGCUUUGAUAAUAUCGACAUAAAGUCUGCUGGAGACUUAGGAAUAGCAGUCUGCAACAUGCCAGCAGCUUCAGUCGAGGAGACGGCAGACUCCACCAUGUGUCACAUCCUAAACCUGUACCGACGCACCACCUGGCUGCACCAGGCUCUCCGGGAGGGCACGCGGGUCCAGAGCGUGGAGCAGAUCCGGGAGGUGGCAUCUGGGGCGGCCCGGAUCAGAGGAGAGACGCUGGGGAUCAUUGGUCUAGGGCGUGUUGGACAGGCGGUGGCACUCAGGGCCAAAGCAUUCGGCUUCAACGUGAUCUUCUACGACCCGUACCUGUCUGACGGGACGGAGCGAGCCCUGGGGCUGCAGAGAGUCAACACCCUACAGGACCUGCUCUUCCACAGCGACUGCGUCACCUUACACUGCAGCCUCAACGAGCACAACCACCAUCUCAUCAAUGACUUCACCAUCAAACAGAUGCGUCAGGGGGCUUUCCUGGUGAACACGGCGCGUGGUGGUCUGGUGGAUGAGAAAGCUCUGGCCCAGGCUCUGAAAGAGGGCAGAAUACGAGGAGCAGCCUUGGACGUCAGUGAGACGGAGCCCUUCAGUUUCAGCCAAGGUCCUCUCAAAGACGCACCCAACCUGAUCUGCACCCCUCACGCAGCAUGGUACAGCGAACAGGCCUCCAUUGAGAUGCGUGAGGAGGCGGCACGGGAGAUCCGUCGAGCUAUCACCGGGCGCAUUCCAGACAGCCUGAAGAACUGCGUCAACAAAGAGUUCCUCACACAGACCACGCACUGGGCCGGCAUGGACCCGACUGUUGUUCAUCCAGAACUCAACGGAGCCUACAGGUACCCCCCAAGCGUCGUGAGCCUAGCUUCAGGGGGUCUGCCUCCUCCAGUGGAGGGCAUCAUGCCAAGCACCGUACCCAUCACCCACAGCCUGCCCACCGCGGCCCACCCUCCGCACGCCCCUUCACCCGGCCAAACCGGCAAAGCCGAACCCGAUAGAGAGCAGCACCCCAACGAACAGUUGUAGCCCCCUCUUUAAAGGCUCUCCGUACCACUAUAUAACUCUCCUGGUCCUUCUUUACCCCUAAGAAGAGGAGCGGACACGGCUCCCGUGCUCAAAACCAGCCAUUAAAAACAACCACGACUCUGAAGAAGCCAACUCUUGACUAAAUGUAGAGGACUGCGCUCUUUGAAGUAACUAGUGGAAAAAAAACAACAACAAAAAAGAGAAAGUCUUGUGGAUUUGAAACUUCUCCCUGAUGCAAAACCCUGCUGUUGUAGAUUGUAGUCUGUCCAAGUGUAGUGGGCGAUCUUUUAUGUGUUAUUUUUUCUGUCUUAUGGGUUUCAUUGUUAAAACAACAGUAGCUAUUACAUGAAUGUAACCUGUAUGUGUACAGUUUUUAGGACAUGAUCAAUGGUUUGUAGACAAGAAAAAAAAAAAUAGAAACGGCAUUAAGGGAGGCAUCUUACCACCUGAUUAUAGAUACGAUAACAAAAAGCAUAUUCGUUUCGCUCCUUUGAUUUUAAAAGCACCAAAAGAGGCGGGAUUUGCACACCCUCUCAGGAAAAUUUACCCCCCCCCCCACCUUCCUUUUAAAUUAAACCACAGUGCAUUGUUUUUUGUACCCAUUUUUCUUUUGUAGUCUAAAUUCAGUGCAGUACUUUAAAGAACUACACACAGUAUGUUUUAUUUUUAUUUUCGGAGCAUGUAUUACUUUAUGUGUUAAAGGUUAAAAAGAAAACAGAAAAUGUUUUUGUCUUGUGCAAAGCUGGCGUAAUGUUUGCCUGUUUGUGUGUGACUUGAUUGUUCCGUGUUUUUCGAGGAUGCCGGGAUAGUUGCAGCUCUCCAUCGCCUACAUAGAUUCCUUCCUAGUAAAGUGGUAGGCUAGCAAUAUACAUACUAUAUAUACUAUGAGAUAUUAAUAUUUUUUGUUAAACAGAAUCCAAAAAGAAAUGUUUGUGACUGUAUGCAUUUGUAUGAAUUAUUUUAAUUGAAAUUAAAGUCCGAGUUAAACAACA